Molecule: messenger RNA, 1802 nt
Organism: Rhodofomes roseus
Lineage: Eukaryota; Fungi; Basidiomycota; Agaricomycetes; Polyporales; Fomitopsidaceae
Product: peroxisomal biogenesis factor 2
Exons: 6
Coding region: 35-1417 (460 amino acids)
Biological process (GO): protein import into peroxisome matrix
Cellular component (GO): peroxisomal membrane
Molecular function (GO): zinc ion binding
Source: RefSeq, a predicted model, not a curated record
CGAGGACGGCGGCGAUCAUGAGCUCCUCCAGUCCAUGGCCUCCUCCAUCUCCCCGGCCAUCCCUCCUCACUGGCAGCAAGCAUGGGACAGCGCGCAACCACAACUUGCGCGAAUCAGAGAGUCGCUCGCUGCCUCUGCUGAGCCCUCACCACGCACCAUCCGCGUCGGCCAACUCGAUGCCGAGCUGCUUGACCAAGAACUGGUCCAACUGCUCAAGGACCCCCUAGUCAAGGCUCUGAGUCUCGUCAAUUCCUCCUGGAGAGCUCGGUUUGAGCCAGAGCUCGUCUUGCUCAUACAAGCCAUACUGUACAAGCUAUCGUUCUGGAACCUCGGGACAAGCUACGGAGCUAGGCUUCAGGGCCUCAAGUACGCAUACUCAGGACCAUCGAGUACCCGGAAAACUUCGUCCGGACUGCCGUACCAUGUACUACUGGCUCACGGCGGUCUGACCGUGUUGCUUCCAUACAUUCAUACCCGAAUACGCUCCCAUGCGCUAUCUCAAGCAUGGCCGGAUGCCCCAUCCUCCGACAGGCGGCGGAAGGCAUGGGAGCUACUCACUCGCCUGGAGUCCAUACACGGCCUACUAGGUUUCCUGAACUUUGUUGCGUUUCUGUGGAACGGUCGCUACCGCACCACCAUUGACAGACUACUGAGGUUAAGCCUGGAGCCGGCUCGCAGGCUGGCCAGGCGUGAGGUUUCAUACGAGUUCAUGAACCGCCAGAUGGUCUGGCAUGCUUUCACAGAAUUCCUGCUUUUCCUGCUACCUCUUGUCAAUACCCGCGCGCUACGCAGACGGCUCGCAAACCUACUGUCUAGUCUACCGUCUCCUGCGGCCAUCCUCCCGAGCCCCAUACGUUCACUUGCUGGCUUGUCUGCAUCCGCUGGCAAGGCCGAGGACCACUCUCGGCAGGGGAAAUACUGGGCGCUCCCGCUCGACCAAUGCGCCAUCUGCGCCGAGAACGCCUCCACGAACCUGUCCGAUCCCGCGAGUGCCCUAGAAUCAAGGGCCUCGAUACCAACAUACAGCACCGCCGCCUCAUCCUCAGCAGACGCGGGCUCGGCCUCAUCGCCCGCGGAGGUAUCAGGAUCAGAGGAUGCGCCACCAGCCCAUCCGAUCCACAACCCGUACGUCACCUCGUGCGGGCAUGUCUUCUGCUACUACUGCAUCUCCGAGCGGAUGAUGCGGGCUGCGGACGAGCACACGGGCGUUGGACCGGGUGGGCGGCAGUGGGAGUGCCUGAGGUGCGCGGAGGGCGUCGCGGGCGCGGAGAGGCUUAAGGCGCAGGCGGAGGGCCCGGAGUAUGAGAGCGGGGUGGAGGACUCGGAUAGCAGCCCGGAGUUUGGGAGCGAAGAUAUCGAUUAUAGCGAGAUGAGUGAGAGCGUGGGGACGUACAGCGAGAGUGGGUUGUCCGAAUAGAUACCUAAUUGCCCUUGUGUCUGCUUGCAAUGAGGCUUCGCGGGGAUCCCGGUCGUCUGUGAGUUAAACCGCUUUGUUGUAGCGGCGCUAACAUGAUAGCAGUGUCCUUCAUUGCAUCGUGAUUAACACCAGCAUAGCGGCACAUCCCUGUACGCAAUCCACUGGUAGCAAUGCCUCAACCAGUGAUACACACAAACCUGUCUUCGUUAGAGCAAAAUUCCGUUACGAUUGCAAUUGCAAAAGACGGCAUGCCAUGCGUACUCCUCCGGUUCUAGCCUCAUGGACACUCUAUCACACCUGGGCCACCCGUAAAACCAUGGAGCUAUGCACCGAAGGGAGCGGAUCUGUUCACUGCAAUAUCGGAGCGUUACGAAUGGAGAACCAU